Quercus robur (English oak) is the source of this 2253-nucleotide messenger RNA. RefSeq lists its product as uncharacterized. Lineage: Eukaryota; Viridiplantae; Streptophyta; Magnoliopsida; Fagales; Fagaceae. The transcript has 3 exons. The record is from RefSeq and is a predicted model, not a curated record. Gene Ontology annotation, molecular function: nucleic acid binding; RNA-DNA hybrid ribonuclease activity. The coding region runs from base 1 to 2253 and encodes 750 amino acids.
AUGGAAGAAUCAUCACGGCCACCACUCGGAGAAAUAAGAGUCAUUAUAGGGGGAAGUUCGACAGGCCAGUCAUCCAAGUCCAAGAAAGCAUACUUGAAGGUAGUGCAGAGUGUCCAGCUUUCUGGACGAUCACCGAGAGCAAGGACCACGGACGAAGCAGCGAUCACAUUCACGGACGAAGACGCUGAGAGAAUUCAUCACCCCCAUGAUGAUGCUCUCGUCAUCACCUUAAUGAUUGCUGACUACACAACUAGAAGGGUGCUUGUAGACAACGGAAGCUUGGCGGACAUUUUGUAUUAUCCAGCUUUUCAACAAAUGAGGCUAGGACGAGACUGGUUCCGUCCAGUGAACUCCCCCCUAGUAGGUUUUGGUGGCAUGAAGGUACAACCCGUGGGUACUAUUUCCUUAUCAGUGGUAGUGGGGGCAUACCCACGACAAGUCACCAAGGAUGUGAACUUCCUUGUGGUAGAUUGUCCGUCCUCCUAUAACGUCAUAAUUGGACGACCAACUUUGAAUAGUUGGAAGGCCGUUACCUCUACUUACCACCUAUCAGUUAAGUUUGCAACAGAACACGGAGUAGGGCAGGUACAAGGGGAUCAACUGGCAGCAAGAGAAUGUUACUUGGCCAUGUUGGCCAUGGACGAGCAAAUUCAAGCCAUGAAUAUUGAAGAAAGGAGAAUGGUAGCAGAGCCUACUGAAGCAUUAGAAGACAUUUCCCUGGACGAAGAGAACCCUGAGAAGUACCCUAGUGUCAUUAUCCACCGUCUGAAUGUAUGCCCUUCCUCCAAGCCAGUGCGGCAAAAGAAGAGGGUGUUUGCCCCUGAGAGAAAUGAUGCUAUCAAAGACGAAGUUCAAAAACUGAUGGGGGCGAGGUUUAUCCGGGAAGUGUACUACCCAGAUUGGUUGGCAAAUGUUGUAAUGGUCAAGAAGGCAAAUGGUAAGUGGAGAAUGUGCAUGGAUUUUACCGACUUGAACAAGGCUUGCCCGAAAGAUAGUUAUCCGCUACCACGCAUUGAUCAAUUGGUGGAUUCAACUGCGGGCCACAAGUUGCUUAGUUUCAUGGACGCUUUUUCAGGAUACAAUCAAAUAAGGAUGGACGAGGCGAAUCAGGAGAAAACAUCCUUUGUCACUAGUCAAGGUUUAUUCUGUUAUAAGGUGAUGUCGUUCGGCUUAAAGAAUACGGGGGCCACAUAUCAGAGAUUGGUCAAUCACAUGUUUCGACAACAGAUUGGGCGGAAUGUGGAAGUCUAUAUAGACGACAUGCUGGUAAAGAGCCAGGAUGAAGGAAGGCAUCUAGACGACCUGCAGGAGACAUUUGACACGCUGAGACAGUAUCACAUGAAGCUGAAUCCUAGUAAAUGUGCUUUCGGAGUAUCAUCAGGGAAAUUCCUUGGCUUUAUGGUCUCCUACAGGGGAAUUGAAGCGAAUCCUGAUAAAAUUCAAGCAAUACUAGACAUGAAGCCUCCGCAGAAUACAAAGGAGAUUCAAUCUCUUACUGGACGAGUCGCUGCACUCAACAGGAAGCUAAGGCACUAUUUCCAGGCCCAUGUCAUUAAUGUCAUGAUGGAUCAUCCACUUAAGAAGGCGAUGAACAGACUGGAAGCGGUUGGACGAUUGAUUCAGUGGGCCGUCGAGCUCAGCGAAUUUGACAUCAGAUAUCAACCAAGGCAUGCCAAAAAAGCUCAAGUAUUAGCAGAUUUCAUUGCGGAAUUUACCCCAAGUCAUGAUGAAACAGAAGGCAAUGAUAAAUGGGUCGUCCAUGUGGAUGGAUCAUCCACAAAGUAUGCAGGUGGAAUUGGUGUGGUUUUACAAUCCCCAGAAGGAGACAAAUUGAGACACAAGGUUCGUCUACAGUACCAAGCAACUAACAAUGAAGUCGAGUAUGAAGCCCUUCUCAAAGGGCUAGAAUUGGCUAAGUCUGUGGAAGCCAAGUCUAUACUCGUCCUGGGAGAUUCUCAGUUGGUCAUGGGGCAAGUAAAUGAAAUGUACGAAGCAAAGGAGGAACGGAUGAGGAAAUACCUUAGUAGGGUGAUGCGCCUAAUGAAGAGAUUUGAAAAAGCUGAAUUCGUUCAAAUCCCAAGGGAGGAAAACGUGGAAGCUGAUACUAUAGCGAAAGAAGCCUCAGCAAAUGAAUUUAUGGACGAAUCUGAUGAAAUUCAGUACAUGCCAAGCAUAGAUAUUCCAGAAGUACAACAGGUGGAAAAUAGAGGAAACUGGAUGACCCCGAUUAUAUCAUACCUGAAAGACGGAUAG